ACACCAAGAGUGUAAGGCUGGCAGGCUGAAAAGUGGGCAUCUCGCUUUCCGUAUAUCUGUUUUGAUCAACAAUUAUAGUCUUGACAGAAGUGAAACUCGGACACAAGCAACACUACUUCUGGAUGGAGGGGCAUGUGAAGCAGAUAUGGACAGUUUGAGUAAGAGUCUGGGGAAGGUCCGACAUGCCACAAGAAAUAACUGAGCGAGAGCACGCAUACAGUGACGCGACAUGUAGCACAGUGAGCCAGGGGUGGCUGGAAAUGUGAUCUAUGAGGACGUUAUGACCUCAGCAACACUGAGGCUGUUAAACAUUCAAGAGGGCUCGGAUGGGUUUCAAUAGGAGUGCCAUCCAAGCCUUCUUUUUUCACAUUUGUGCCUGUGGUGCAGAAAUUACCAACUGAAAGCAUUAUUAUGGAGGAGGAGAGAUCUGGAGCUCUGACAGGAAAACCAAAUAAGAACUUAUCUGCGUCCCAUGAGAAGACAACCGGGGAGAACAUGUCGGACAGGAACAUUUUCAAAGCGGAGAGAGUAUUUAUCAAGGAUUCUGCGGCGGGAGGAGCAGGAAAUGCAACCCCACCAGGGACAAAGCCUCAUCCCUCACCGGAUCACGUGAGCUUCUCUCAAACUAAAGCUUCUCCUUCAGUCAGUCAGUCUGAAAAUACCACCAACCACGCAGCCUCUAUGGAAACAGCUGUUGAUAAACACAGGGGCAUUUCCCAGCGGCAGCGUCACGAUACCUCUGGACUUGCUGAGGUUAGCUCGGGUUACUUUGCAAAUAGAGCGUCUGUGUCAGAGGACAGAAUAAGCCCCACAAACUCUGCAGACCUGUUCCCCACCCCGGCUUCAUCCAGAGAGUCCAUCCUCUCAGAGGGCUCGGACAGAGAGAAGAGCUGGUCGGCUGCGCAGCUUUACUCUGUCACCUCGCCUGUUUCUUUCAGCCGCACUGUUUCUCCCUGCUCAUCUGUUCGCUCUGGCGUCUUCUCCCCUGCUGUCGUCCAGAUCAAGAGGCACUUUCUCGCUCCUGGCUCUAGUCUGGUUCAAACACCUUUCUCAUCCUGUGAGAGUCUGUCCUCCUCCAUCUGUCCCCAGUCCCCUCCUCCUCUUCCACGGCACCGGCCGCCUCUCACCCGACUCUCCCUCCUCACUGCCAUCUUGAGAAAAGGCCGUCUUCCUGUCCUGUCCACUGCUGUGCAGAGGCCUUACACCCCCUGCUGGCCUGUUAACCCCGUGACCCUGUCCUUCUGUAACGCGUGCUCAGCAGCCUCCAGUGUGGCCUCCAUCCCCCUUGAGUUCUCCUCUCGCUUCUCCUCAUCAGCGUCGAUAGAUAGUCAGAGUCAUAUUUACAGGGAGCCUAAUGAAUUUGUGCAGUUGAAAGAGCUCAGCAGAACAUGCCCUCAAACUCAAGUGAAAAGAUGCUCAGAGCAAAUUGGCUCAAGCAGUGUGCCCAGAUGGGAGCAGGUUAUUUCACCCCUGGCGGUGAAGAGCAGCAGUCUUCCCCGAGCUCCACCUCUAUUUUGCUCAAACUUCAAUUCUGUCUCUCCACCAAAGCAUGAAGCAAUAGACUGUUGUGCAACUCCCAAAAAGCUACAACACACACACAUGUCCAAGUUUCCUGAACUGAAGCCCAUCAUCACUUACACGCACCUCAAGGACCCUGCAGAUAACCUUAAAGAACUCAUCUCACCGUCCCCUGAAGUUAUUAAUGAGCUUGCACCCCAGAAAUUGAGUCGCCAGCCGAAUUCAUCUCUCUCAAGGCUUCACGCGCUUUCUCUGCAACUGAGAUCCCCACCUGUCUGCCCUCCGCCACUUCAGCCUUCUCAGUCACGCUCACCCAGUGUCACAUUUUCAUGUGACACCGCAUCACCACCUGCACAAAACACCACAGUGAGGUGUGAGUCAGGGAGGAGCUGCCCUGAUUCUAAAAGUGUCGCUACAUCAGCUCACUGUCUGUCUCCUUCCCGCUACACACCCAUCGCUUUUCCCGGAUGGCCGUCGCCAUCCAGCACCCCCACACCUACGCCCUCUCCUGCUCCACCAAUCAGAGACUUCACUCCGUCCCCCUCUCUCUCCAUGCGCUCCACGCCCUCCCCAAGGCCGGGGAGUGGAAUAUCAGACUGCAGUGACAGGGAGGGUAAAAAAAGAAAGACACACAAGAUUAAGUCAAGCUACAAAUCGCUCGCUGCAAUUCCGACAAACACUCUUCUGUUGGAUCAGCAGGCGAUAGACGAGCAGGUAGAGAGAGCAGAGAGUCCUUUCGACAGGUUGGACAGAGGUGAUACAUUGGACAGAGGUGUUACAGACACCCAUGCUGAGAUGUGCUCACCCGCUGAGCUCCGGCAGCAGUCGGAGGAACUUUAUGCAGUUAUUGAUGAGAUAUUGGCCAACUCCAUUCCAGAAAGCAAAACACCCCGGUCUCAGCAGUCAUCGUCCAACACUGAUCUGCAGCAGAACUCAUCAUUUACAAAAUCACUGGGACGUGAAACCAAAUAUGCAUCUGUAUGCAGCUUGCACCCAUAUACCAGUGCGGAAAGAAAGCUUAUGAAUCCUAAAAAGACAAAGCCCGGGGUUAUUCGCCCAAUGACAGCCAUUCCAAGACUCACAGUCGAGGAUGAGGAAGAAUUUCAUCAAAACCCUUUCAGACAGGUUGUCGGCAAGCAGACCUUGACUGACAAAAGAAAGGUGGAAAGUAAAAGUCUUGAAGAGGCAGGAAAAGAUUUUCACAGGAGUUCAAAAGGCCAAACACUAAGAGAAGAGAAGAAGCCUGAAAGAAGAGGUCCAUUCUCAGUAUGUGACCUGCAGAUCACAGAGCCUGAAGACCAGAUGAGUCUGCCUGUUAAAGACGCCUCAACAUGUUUCAGCCCAACGGACGGGCGGAUGGAAGCUUUUGAGACUCAUAUUUGAAGAAUUAACCCUUAACCCUAAAUUCUUUUGUUUCUUAUUGAACUAUUAUCUGCUGAGGCACAAUCAGUAUUUAGACACACAAAAGUUAAAGUAGGAAUGACAAGUUAAUGGCACCUUAACACAAUAAAUGAAUGAGUGCACAUCCAUAUGUACAACUUUUUACAGAAGAUGACAACAAAAGGUUUAAUAAUGCUCACAGAGAUGAAACAUAUGCAUGCAACUGAACGUUCCCUCAGCCCCACCCCCGCAGUUACUGUUUCUGCGGCCUGUCAAGCUUUCCAUUCACACAUAUACAGUUUACAAGUGGUAAAUUCACCACUCAAAAAUCUUUGUUUUUUUUAAUAAAUGGGUCCUUAGUUUCAGACAGUAGACAGUGUUGCUUGUGUAGAGACAUCCAAUGCUUGACAGACCUGCUGUGGGGACAGGUUUAGCGAACAGGAAAAUGGUGCAAAACAUCAAACAACAAACAGAGAAAAUUGAACUGUGAGGUGGUUCUGAUUUUAAAAGGUUUUCUAUGCAGGAUUUUCCUUAAAAAAAAAUCCCUCUCAGUCAUCACUUAUGGUAACUCCUUCAACUGGGCAUGAUGCAAAUAAGUAGGUGAACAUCACAUUGUUUCAGUUUUUCCAGUUAAGAUGCCCUAACCUGCUCCAUGUGUCAGCAAAAAGUUUAAGCAACAUAUUGCUUGUUUGGCUUGUCUGGCCCUGGCUCUUUUUUGGCGAAGCUUUUUGCGCCUGCAAUGUAUUUCAAAGCAAGAGCAAGCUGUUGCUUAAGCCUGGGCCAUACUGUCUGCAUGAGCAGUGUGUGACAGCUAUCUGAAUUGCUGUGCUCACACGUGCAUUGUUCACAAAGAAAGCAUUGCUGCUGCAGAGCUGCCUACUGCUACAAGUAUUUCAAUAAAAGCUGUUACGCCACCUAUUUAUGGAGCCAUGUAAGCUGCUGCACUGUCAACAACAGGGUCAUGCAUAUAUUUCUCGACAAAAAGCCUUGUAUGAACACAUGAAGGGAUUCUGUCCAUAAAAGCGUUUCAAGAGGGCACUUAUUUUGAAACAGAAUCCAGAAAUGUUGAUUAAAAGAUAAAUAUUUACAUUUUUUUCAUGUCUGUGACAGAUGUAGACAUUAAAACUGUAAUGUGGUACAAUGUCAAUAUGAUUAUCAAAACUUUUCUAUGAAAACGAAAAAAUACGCAAAUAUAGCGAGGCAAAAUGGCAAGCCAACAAAGCUGGGGUUGGCUUCAAAUUUUGCUGACAAUACUGUUUCCGAACGGUAACUGAUAAUUUCUGCAUAGUAUACCUUUUAGAGUAAAUCAAAUCUGUUUGAAUCAAGGAACAAAAAUGUAAAAAGCUUGCUAUGUCUCACAGGCUGUUUAAUUCACAAACAUGAUAGGUCAUUAUAGUAUAACAUAAAAUACAUUUUAAUGAUGUAACUCAUUCACCUCUAAAGAUAAUAGUAUUUAAACAUUAUUGAAUGAUUAAGGACAAGCUUUAAUAUGUAAUAAAGAGCAUCCCAAUCUCA
Plectropomus leopardus (leopard coralgrouper) is the source of this 4413-nucleotide messenger RNA. It is a transcript of the gene mlip, whose product is annotated as muscular LMNA-interacting protein. The record is from RefSeq and is a predicted model, not a curated record. Lineage: Eukaryota; Metazoa; Chordata; Actinopteri; Perciformes; Serranidae.